Molecule: messenger RNA, 777 nt
Organism: Adineta steineri
Lineage: Eukaryota; Metazoa; Rotifera; Eurotatoria; Adinetida; Adinetidae
Source: the annotation of a GenBank genome assembly
AUGGUUGAAGUUAAAUUAUGUGUUGGAAAACUUGAUGGAACUACUGAAUAUCGUCGAAUAGGUAUUCCCAUUUUAACACCUUCAACCGAUGUUUUAUCGAUUUUACGUGCAAAACUUUCUCAAUUAUUUCCUGAAUUAACAUCAGAUUCAAAUGGAAUUCAUGUAGAAUUUCAAUACGAAGAUGAUGUUCGUGGUCUUGUAUCCGUAACAUCUUCUGAUGGAAUAAAUGAAGCUGCACGUGAUCAAGCAUCACGUCAACAACUUCUUCGUGUUUUUGUUAAAUUUAUAGAUGAAGGUGGUGCUCCAUUAAAAUAUCUUCCACCAAAACAUGUUGGUGUUAUAUGUGAUGGUUGUAAUCGUUCACCAAUAAUUGGUAUUCGUUAUAAAUGUCUUGAAUGUUUUGAUUAUGAUUUAUGUGAAUCAUGUGCUGAUAGACAAUUAAUUCAUUCUCAUCAUGUUAUGGCUAAAAUUCGAACACCACAUCAAAUUGAUGUUGUUAGAAAACUUUGUUCAACUAGUCAACAACCGAAUGUCUCUCCAAAUAAUAAACCAAAUACAAUAAAUAUCCCUCAAUUAAUUGUUAAUCAAUCAACAGAUAUUGACAAAGAUAAAUAUUAUAAUUCAAAUGGAACACAAACAAUAUCUAUUGUUGAAGAAAAAGAUAAUGAAGAUGAUAUUGAAAUUAUUCCAAAUAAUAUUAUUCAAGAUGAUUUUGUUCAAUUAGAUUUACAUGAAAUUAAUGAACAAACAAAUAUGGUUCGUUUAUCUUAUAUUUAG